AUGGUGCUGGAGCGGCUCGGUGAAGCAACAGUAGUUGUUAUACCGGUAGUCCUCGUAAGACUGGUCUGGCUGGGUGAGGAUGAGCUACUGAACGGGGCGCCCGAUGAUUCACUGGGUGUCGACAUUGGAGCACUGGCAGUAGAACUUCUACUAGGCAUUGUACUGGCAGGGGUGUCCGAGGUUCUAUGGGGUGUCGACGUAGGAGUGUUGGUAGUAGCGGGAUCAGUGGAAGGAGUGGUGGUACUGGGAUGGGGAAGCAAAACGCUCGUCAAACAAGGGAUUGAUCCUCCGCACUCGGAACUUGAUGUGGAUGUUGCAUGUGUCGGCGGCAAAUCUGAACCAGUGGUUGGAGAGGCAAGCCCACUAGAGGACGUAGUACUGGGAUGGGGAAGCCAAACGCUCGUCAGGCAAGGGACUAAUCCUCCGCACUCGGAACUUGAUGUGGACGUUGCAUGUGCAGGCGGCAUAUCUGAACGAGAGGCAGGUUCACUGGAGGACGUAGUACUGGGAUGCGGAAGCAAAACGCUCGUCAAACAAGGUAUUGAUCCUCCACACCUUGGACUCGUUGUGGACGUCGGACUUGGAGGUGGUAAGUCCGAACUCGUGGUAGCAGGGGCACUUUCACUGGUGGGAGUAGUGGUACUGGGAUGCGGAAGCAAAACGCUUGUCAAACAAGGUAUUAAUCCUCCACACUCGGAACUUGUUGUGGACGUUGCACGCGCAGGCGGCACAUCUGAACUAGUGGUUGGAGAGGCAGGCUCACUAGAGGACGUAGUACUGAGAUGGGGAAGCAAAACGCUCGUCAAACAAGGGAUUAAUCCUCCACACUCGGAACUUGUUGUGGACGUUGCACGGAUUAAUCCUCCACACCCGGAACUCGUUGUGGACGUCGCACUUGCAGGCGGUACAUCUGAACUGGUAGUUGGAGAGGCAGGCUCACUAGAGAACGGGGUGGUAGAACUGGGAUUGGGAAGCAAAAUGCUCGUCAAACAAGGGAUUAAUCCCCCACACCCGGGACUCGACGUCGCACUUGCAAGUGGCACAUCUAAGGUGGUAGUUGGAGAGGCAGGUUCACUAGAGGACGGGGUGGUAGUAGAACCGGGAUUGGGAAGCAAAACGCUCGUCAAACAAGGGAUUAAUCCUCCGCACCCGGAAUUCGUUGUGGACGUCAGACUUGGGGGUGGUAAGGCUGGACUCGUGGUGGGGACACUAUUACUGAAGGAAGGGGUAGUGGUACUAGGACCGGGGAGCAACAGGCUCGUCAAACAAGGCACUAAUCCUCCACACCCGGAACUUGGUGUGGAUGUCGUACUUGCCGGCGGCACAUCUGAACUGGUGGUUGGAGGGGCAGGCUCACUGGAGGACGUAGUGGUGCUGAUACCGGGAUUGGGAAGCAAAAUGCUCGUCAAACAAGGCACUAAUCCUCCACAUCCGGAACUCGUUGUACUCGCAGGCGGUGCACCUGAGCUGGUGGGCGGAGAGGCAGGCUCACUAGAGGACGUAGUGGUGGGAUGGGGAAGUAAAACGCUUGUCAAACACGGGAUCAGCCCUCCACAAUCAGAACUUUCCGACGAGGUCGUGCUAGUUGUCGGUGUCGUUGAACUGGUCGUGGUAGUCGGAGUUGUAGAGACGGCCUCAUGGGAGGUUGUACUGGUGGUGGUUGUAUCACCAUGA
Molecule: messenger RNA, 1674 nt
Organism: Cantharellus anzutake
Lineage: Eukaryota; Fungi; Basidiomycota; Agaricomycetes; Cantharellales; Hydnaceae
Exons: 2
Coding region: 1-1674 (557 amino acids)
Source: RefSeq, a predicted model, not a curated record